AUGAAGCGCACUAAUGCCCCAGCCAACAGAGCACCAGCCACCGUUAACAAGGGUGGAAUGGGUAACCUCCUUCGCUUUUACUCCGAGGAUGCCAUCGGUUUGAAGGUUGGACCACAAGCUGUUUUAGUUGCUAGUUUAAUAUUCAUUGGAUUCGUUAUUCUAUUGCACAUCUGGGGCAAGUACACCAGA
Messenger RNA from Acytostelium subglobosum LB1, 189 nucleotides. RefSeq lists its product as hypothetical. Lineage: Eukaryota; Evosea; Eumycetozoa; Acytosteliales; Acytosteliaceae. The record is from RefSeq and is a predicted model, not a curated record. Gene Ontology annotation, biological process: intracellular protein transport. The transcript has 3 exons. Gene Ontology annotation, cellular component: Sec61 translocon complex. The annotation marks the transcript as partial.